Molecule: messenger RNA, 16732 nt
Organism: Ooceraea biroi (clonal raider ant)
Lineage: Eukaryota; Metazoa; Arthropoda; Insecta; Hymenoptera; Formicidae
Product: neural-cadherin
Biological process (GO): neuron projection development; homophilic cell-cell adhesion; cell migration
Cellular component (GO): catenin complex; plasma membrane
Molecular function (GO): calcium ion binding; cadherin binding; beta-catenin binding
Source: RefSeq, a predicted model, not a curated record
GUCUUAUACGAUUACACUCGAUUACUUGGAAAGUGUACUUAUCACGGUACAUUAUGUAUAUGUGAAUCACGCCGGUGCUCCGCCGAAUUAACAACGCGGAGAAUGAUCAUUGCUGAUCCUUGCUGGUGAUUAUUGGCGAUGUUCUCGGAGACGAGAUGCCUCGAGAACCCAUCCUCGUCCCGAAUAAGUGUCGCGUGUCCCAGGAAUGUGUAGGCUACGUAGUAUAUAUUAUAUCUAUUUAUAUAUAUAUAUACAUAUAUAUACGUAUAUAUAUAUGAUAUCGUAUAAAUACAAGACUUAAGUGUACACCUUCUGCCGAUAUAUUGUACGUUUGCGUUGACUUACGUUAUAUUUAACACGAAUCCGUUUUGUUGCUGAGCGGAUAAACUUGUAUACUAAUAUACGUUUGGUCGGCAAUUAUUUCUCUCAUCACUAAUAUGCAACGAAAUGAGUUUCCUUUUUACGGCACAUGUAUAGAACUUUUUAAUUCCCAUUGAUAUGCACAAUGUGUUCACUAUGGUAAAUACUUAGCUAUGCCUGAUUUCCUCAAACGCUUCAUGUACCUGAAUCGAUCGACCGUUCGGGCUAUUUUUGCAACAGAACACUCUCUCUCUGUCUCUUCUCAUUCUCUCUAUUGAGAACAUACUCGCGGCGCGAGUACCUUUUUAAACGAUUCCAAACGAAGCUUUGAUACCUCUUGUCCAGUUUUCUCAUUCACUUUUAUGCCGAGAAUUCGAUCGUCGAAUAAUUACGUAUAAGCGGUCGAAAAGCGCGCGCGUGUAUUUUCUUUUUCGUUUUUCGUCCUUCUUUUUCUCUUCACUUAAGAUUGCCUUUGUUCGUCGUUCGUUUUGCCGGGUUCCGAUGUUGUGCCGCGACGCCAAUCAAUGAUUUUCGAUCGAUUUGGCGAGUUGCAAAUGCCGACGCGUGAUUUUGCUGAAAAACAAGAGAAAAAAAAGAAAAAAAGGAAAGAAAAACGCGGAAACGCGCGCGGAUCGGCGCGUACGUGCGUGUGCACGACCGACCGAACGCGAACGUGUGCACUUUUCAUAAGUUUUCCACAAAACGUAGCCAAGAAAAAGAUGUGUGUGAUAUUGUUUUUGUGCGUUUCACGCGGUUGGAGAAACGGGGAAAAAGUGGAAAAGGAAAGACGGUGAUAAGACGGUGAUCUGAUAAGAGAUAUAUGACAAAAGAAAGGGAAACGUUCGGAGCAAACUAAUGAUCUUUAAUUAUUCAACUAACAUUAUUAAUUGUGAAUGUUUUUCAAAAGGGAAGUGAUGUUUUUUGAACUUCCAGGAGCAGGUGGGAACGACAUUUUUUGAGCCCCACGUACGGUGUACUUCAACCUCUACGCAUUUUGUGGUGCAUCAGACAUAAACAAUUUUUGACAAUGCUUGCAUAUUUUAUAUGAAUGUGUUUUUGAUUCCUUUACAGGAACGGAUCUCGCUCUCGCUCCUACAUCCAUCCUUACUCUCUUUCUCUUUCUCUCUACUUCUAUCUUUCUCUUUUCCUACGUCUAUUUCUCAUUUUUACGAGUCUUGAGUUUUCUUUUACAUUAAAAUAUUUUCUAUAGUUUUCGCGUGCGUUGCAUUUUGUGUUUUCUUGUUAUGUUGAGACUUAUUUUUCCAAGUAUGCUCGCUAUUGAUUUAUACUGAUUUAUACUGUUGCCGUGUCGAUUAACUUCGCGAUAAGUUUGCUCGUUUAUCUUUGCGUUGAAUUUGUAUGUUUGACAAAAAGCUUUCGUUACUUAUUAUCUUCUCACUAUUUUCAAGUUACUUAAUUUCAUAUUUUUCUGCGUUUUACUUACAUCUCUUUUCUUUUUCUAACACACUCUUUCUCUCUGACGUUUCCCCAAUUUUCAUCCCGCUCUCCCGGUGUACCACGACGUGACUGACAAAGAAAAGGAAAAGAACACGCAAAGUAUUUUUGAUCGAGAGCGUUUGCCAACGUGUAUAGACAUGUGUAUAUAUGCAUAUGUGUAGAUCAUAAGAGAACUGUUCGUGGUGUGACAUUUUUUCUUCUGUGAUUGGGGCGGCAUACCACUGUCGUGACGAAACGGGAGGCAAGCGAAUGAAUGUGAACGGAAGUAAUCACGGAAUGAAAGGAAAAGUCGGAAACGUGUGCGGAUUAACUAACACGACGUAAUUCAGAGAUAACGUCCAUCGGUUUUUUGAGUGUCGCUAAAAAACGAGAACGAAUCAGACGAGGGAUCGUCAUAAUUUUUUUUUCUCUCCCGUCCUCAGCCCUCCUUCAACCCUACCGUCACCUCCUCUACCAAUCUCCUUCCCUCUGUGGCUCCUCCCUCACGGUCCUCUUUCUUUUUCACCACUUUCCCGCCCCCGAUCAUUAUCGUCUCUCCCGAUGCCUCUUUAUCGCAUUCUUGCUUGCAUGCAAAUGCCUGCAUUGGUUGAUUUCGUAAAGGAACUAAUUUGAACUUCUUAUUGUUUAUGUUUGUGUUCAUUGCACCAUUUACUUUCUUCGGAUUUGAUGAUGACAAAAAAAAGGGCUGUUUUCCAGUAAGUAGGAUCUAUAUUCUUGUGUUCCACACCUUGCAUCGAGACACAUUAUGAUGUGACAGCAUUGUUAUACCUGCGCCAAGAAAAAAAGAAAAAAAAGAAAGUAAAGUAUCCACUGCAAAUACUAAGCGCCUUUCCGUUCGAUUAUUCAACAUUAUAUCGUUUCGAUGAUUUUUCGCCUCUGUUGUUGUUCUUGUCACUCGGAGACGUCACUCUCUCUUUCUCUUUUUCUCUACUUUGCUAUGUUCUCUUUCUCUCUUGUCGCUCAAUUUCUAUAUCUUUCUCUCUAUAUGAUAUAAUCAUUUCUUUUCUUUUUCGAGUACUUUUGUUCGAAAUUUUCUGUCACGCGCGAUGUAUUUUUUAUGUACAUACACACGUGCUGCCACGCUGUGUCUAUUUUCGCUCUUUCGUCCUGGUCUCGUACGUAUCCGCAGGUGAAGGAUGCCUUUUCUAUGCCGAUAAUUUGCACUGCCGGUGACCUGUCAAUCUCACGCGACGUUGGAUAUCCGACGGACAAAGUUAUAUAAGGAGAAGCCAUUAAAAGUCUUCAAUUUUUGGUAAUUUAUUCGGUUAAAGCUUUGCGCUAUUGCAAUUAUUAUGUGCAAAGAUUUAAAUUUUUUUAUGAAAAGGGAAAUUGUAUAUCAAUAUCUUAAUCCAACUUGGAAAACGAUUCGAUAAAUUGGUUCUUAAUUGAAAUAAAUUUAGUGCUACCGUAAAUUCCAUGUGUUUAUAAUUUAAUUUAUGGCAAUUGGAUUAGAUAAAUGUUGAAACUUCAGGUAAUAUAUCUUAAUUUUUUAUCUUUUAUUAAUUGUAUGGCAUUUUAUAGCAUCUUUUAUAGUAAUCCUGUAAUAUCGUUAAUUUAAUAAUAAAUAAAGUCGCUUGAGGAAUGUCCGUUGGAUAUCGAAUGCUGUACAGGGAUCUGGUUCUACUACUGGAACAGCUUCAAUAAUUACUUUUAAUGUUCCAGGAAGCCGGUAAUACUCGUUACUAGAAAUCUUAUGAGAUAGCAAGAUCCCGAUUAUAGACAAACGUUCGCAAACGUAUUCAUUUGGAUACGGAGGACACCGACUAUAAAAUUCGUUUUCCAAGCAGCUAACACGAUACCAAUGCUUUUAUCAAUAUUAAUCGCGAAAAUAUUUACUUUAUAUCAUCAGCGAGUGAAUAGGAUAAAAAAUUUUAACAUACAGAAGUGAGAAAACAAAUUUCGAAGUUAAACAUUUACCCGAUUAGUUGCCUAACUAAACUUAUGCUUUUUCGUGCUUUCGUAUUUUUCAUAGUACCCUUUUAAGCAUAAUUUAGUUCAGUUUUAAUCACUAUUUACUCGCUGUAUUUCGCUAUACCAGAUAUUUCCGAAAUAUUUGUAUUUUUUCAGAUAUGGAUUCUUUGAUAUCUGCUGACACUUUAACAAAAAUUUAUGAUAUUUAAUAGAUAUGUGAUAUCCGGUAACUCUGAAUGCUGCGCAAAAUUUUAUUGUUUCGUUAUUUUUACACAGAAUUUAUUCACAAACAUAGCUGUAGAAUUUAUUAUAUUCCAAUGUUUGAAAAGCGGAAAACCAACUGUGAAUGGAUCAAAGAAUCUAUAGAUGAAAAACAACUCUAAAAUAUCUGGUAUAUCCUCCGCUUUCGUGUUAUCUCGGAUGAGCAAGGAUAAGCACAGCAUUCAUUUAAUGCAAUCUAACAUUUACUAUGUAUACGAAAAAUCAGACUAACUUAAAUAACGUGACGAGUGAGUAUUACGAAGACGAAAAAAUACUUGUACGCGUUUAGUCAGCUAAUGCAAUUAGUACAGCAAUGAGCUCAAAUAUGCAGGUGUGUGUGUUCGCCAGGUAAGUGCAUCAUCGCGGCUACAUCGUCUACAUUUGUUCACAAUGCAAUCUAUUUAUGUGAUUGCUAAAAUUAAUUAAUGAUUGUCUGUCGAUAUCAUUAUCGCUUUAUUAACUAACAGACGUCGGUGAUGUAGUUAUCGUCAUUAUUAUCAUCCUUGUCAUCAUCAUCAUCAUUAUCAUCAUCAUCAACAUCAUUAUUGCCAUCACCACAAUCAUCCUCAUCAUCAUUAUCGUCAUCAUCACGCCACGUAUGUUGCAAUUAUUCACGAAAGGCCCAUCUCACAGCAUGUUUGAGUUCAUUGCAGUAAAUUUUGUGCUUGUAAACAAUGCACCUCUAUUAUUUAAGUGGAGAACGGUUGUCAGAUUGUCUGACCUGUCUGUUGGGGAGGCAGUGAUCUGUCACCGAGGUAACACGCAACGGGCUCGUCCUGAUGUCCACCGGGAUACCUACGAGACUGCACGGUCCUUUCUCUCUGUUUUUUUUUUUCAUUUUGUCUAUAUCUCUAUGUUGUCUCUCUAUGUUUGUCUUUCUCUCUUCUUCCGUUUCAACUUCGUUCGCGAAUUGCAAAUGACAAUUAGCAAAAAAAGAAGAAAGACCAACGAGUACUUUCUCAUGUGGACGCGCUCGACGCCGAGUGACGCUUUUAGCACUUUCGUAGACUUCAACAGAAAAGAUGAAAGCGAAAAAAAGCAAAAGAUCCAAAAAUAAAAAAAGUAAAAAAUGCGUGACGGAACGGAAAACAAAAUCGCAAAAAAAAAAAAACAAAAAACCGCCAACUAAAAAAAUCCCGAAAGAAAUGUCCUGUAAGUUGACGGCCCAAUGUUUUGCCACUAGCGUGACAGCUAUCGCCUGCGAGUACGGGCCUCCGACAGAGGGAUGCCAGUCUUGUCCGCAGACGUGGACGUUGAGUUAGACGUCGUAGACAGAAACAAUAAACCACCUGUGUGGGAUGCGAAUGUAUACGGCCCCAUUCACAUCAAAGAAAAUGUCACAGUGGGUACUGUAGUGACGUCGGUGAAAGCCAGCUCUGGAAUCGACAAUAAUCCAACGGUCUUUUACCACUUAAUGCCCGGUUCCACGGCGCAGACCAACAAGUUUCAUACGUUUUACCUUCAGCAACGCGCCGAACAGUCGACGACUUGGGCCGACAUUAAGGUCAACCAUCCGUUGGACUAUGAAAGCAUAAAGGAGUACAAUCUCACCAUACGAGUGGAGAAUAACGGAGCCCAGCAGCUGGCUUCCGAGGCGACUGUGUACAUCAUGCUGGAGGAUGUUAACGACGAGAUACCGCUGUUCACCGAACGAGAACAGGAGACCGUACUCGAAGGCGAACCGGUGGGCAGCAAAGUCACCCAAGUGAACGCCAUCGACAAGGAUGGAACAUUCCCCAAUAAUCAGGUCACGUAUUACGUGGUGGACAGCAACAGGAAUGAGGGCAAGGAUUACUUCGAGAUCAACAGGGAGACCGGGGAGAUCUUCACGAAAGUAAUGUUCGAUCGCGAGAAGCAGGGUGCCUACGCCCUCGAGGUGGAGGCUAGAGACGGAGCACCGUCUGCGCGACCCAACAGCAACGGCCAACCUAACUCAGUAACGAAAUUCAUUCGCAUCGGGAUAGCCGACAAGAACGAUAAUCCCCCAUAUUUCGACAAGGGCCUCUACGAGGCUGAGGUAGACGAGAAUGAGGACAUUCAGCACACGGUGCUCACCGUCACCGCCAAAGAUCACGACGAGUCCUCGCGUAUUCGAUACGAGAUCACGAGCGGGAACAUAGGCGGUGCAUUCGCCGUGAAGAACAUGACCGGCGCCAUUUACGUCGCCGGUGCGUUGGACUAUGAGACGAGGAAGAGGUACGAGCUUCGGCUUACCGCCUCAGACAACCUGAAGGAGAAUUACACGACGGUUGUAAUUCACGUGAAGGACGUAAACGACAACCCGCCCGUCUUCGAGCGGCCAAAUUACAGAACACAAAUUACCGAGGAGGACGACAGGACCCUGCCGAAACGUGUCCUCGGGGUCACUGCGACUGACGGAGACAAAGACAGGCCGCAAAAUAUCGUCUAUUUCCUGACCGGCCAGGGUAUCGAUCCUGAUAACCCUGCGAACAGCAAAUUUGACAUUAACCGCACGACCGGAGAGAUCUUCGUGCUAAAGCCGCUGGACAGAGAUCAACCGAAUGGCCGGCCGCAGUGGCGGUUCACCGUGUUUGCCCAGGACGAGGGCGGGGAGGGUCUCGUGGGUUACGCUGACGUCCAAGUCAACCUCAAGGACAUCAAUGACAACGCCCCGAUAUUCCCGCAGGGGGUCUACUUCGGCAACGUCACCGAGAACGGCACCGCAGGAAUGGUAGUAAUGACGAUGACAGCUGUAGACUACGAUGAUCCGAGCGAAGGCACGAACGCAAGGCUCAUCUAUUCCAUCGAGAAGAACGUUAUCGAGGAGGAAACUGGUUCGCCCAUCUUCGAGAUUGAAUCGGAAACUGGCGUGAUCAAGACUGCUGUGUGCUGCUUGGACAGGGAACGCACCCCGGAUUAUUCUAUACAAGUCGUCGCGAUGGAUGGAGGGGGGUUAAAAGGGACCGGGACAGCAUCGAUACGGGUCAAAGAUAUAAACGAUAUGCCACCGCAAUUCACAAAGGAAGAGUGGUUCACCGAGGUGGACGAGACGGAAGGACCGGACCUGCCGGAAAUGCCGAUACUCACCGUCACUGUCCACGAUGAGGACGAGACCAAUAAAUUCCAAUACAAGGUAAUCGAGAGCAGCGGUUACGGUGCCGACAAAUUUACUAUGGUACGAAACAAUGACGGCACGGGAUCGUUGAAAAUUGUACAAUCGCUAGACUAUGAGGACCAACUGCAGAGUAAUGGCUUUAGGUUUAGGAUACAAGUGAACGAUAAGGGCGAGGAUAAUGACAACGAUAAAUACCACGUUGCCUAUUCUUGGGUGGUCGUGAAAUUGCGAGACAUCAACGACAAUCAACCGCAGUUUGAAAAAGCCAAUAUCGAGACCACCGUGCCAGAGAACGCUAGAAUAGGCAGCAGCCUAGAAACAUUCAAGGCUACUGAUCCGGAUCAAGGUGGAAAAAGCAAGGUCUCCUACUCCAUUGACAGAAGCUCCGAUCGAAAGAGGCAGUUCUUCAUCAACGAGAACGGCACCGUAUCAAUACAGAGAAGUCUUGACCGUGAAGAAACUCCUCGGCAUCAGGUUAAAAUCUUGGCGAUCGACGAUGGAAUACCACCGAAAACAGCAACAGCCACUCUGACAGUCGUCGUGCAAGACAUCAAUGAUAAUCCACCCAGAUUCCUGAAGGACUAUCGUCCAGUUUUGCCGGAAUACGCGCAGACCAAGAAAGUCGUCGAGAUUCUCGCUACCGAUGACGAUGACCGAUCCAGAAGCAAUGGACCUCCGUUUACCUUCAGAAUGGACCCUAACGCGAACGACGUUAUCAGAGCCAGCUUCAAAGUCGAAAGCGAUAACAAGGGGGCGAACGGAGACGGAAUGGCCGUGGUGUCAUCCCUGCGAUCGUUCGACAGGGAACAGCAAAAGGAAUUCCUGAUUCCCAUCGUCAUCAAGGAUUCCGGGAAUCCUUCCAUGUCCGGGACCAGUACCUUGACGGUUAUCAUAGGCGACGUUAACGAUAAUAAAAUGCAGCCAGGAUCCAAGGAGAUCUUUGUAUAUAACUACGCUGGGCAAUCGCCGGAUACCGAGAUAGGCAGGGUGUACGUGUACGAUUUGGACGACUGGGAUUUACCGGACAAGAAGUUCUAUUGGGAGGGACUCGAGCAUGCACAAUUCAGGCUCGACGAGGAUACGGGGAUGAUCUACAUGAAAUCCGGCACGCACGACGGCAAGUAUCAUCUGCGAUUUAAGGUUUACGAUCGGAAGCACACGCAGACGGACGUGCCCGCGAAUGUCACCGUCACUGUCAAGAGUAUACCACACGAGGCAGUGCUGAAUUCCGGCUCGGUACGGAUAUCCGGGAUAACGGACGAGGACUUCAUUCGCAUCUGGAAUUACCAGAAUCAAACACUAUCUCGGAGCAAGGCAGAUUUGUUCAGGGAUAAGCUAUCGCAUCUGCUGAACAUUGACAGAGACAACGUGGACGUAUUUAGCGUUCAAUUAAGGAGAAUGCACCCACCAUUAACAGACGUCAGAUUCGCCGCGCACGGUUCACUGUACUAUAAACCGGUUAGGCUUAACGGCAUCGUGCUGAUGCAUCGAGAAGAGAUCGAGAAAGACGUGGGCAUCAACAUUACCAUGGUCGGCAUCGACGAGUGUUACUACGAGAACGAGAUGUGCGAGGGCAGUUGCACGAACACUCUCGACAUCAGCAAUCUGCCAUACAUGGUGAACGCGAACAGGACCGCCCUGGUCGGUGUGCGUGUGGACGUAAUAGCAGAGUGCACUUGCGGGGCGCGGAAUUUCAGCAAGGGCGAGUCAUGCAGGAACAGCCCUUGCUAUAACGGUGGACGCUGUGUGGAAGACCGAUUUGGAUUGUCAUGUCAAUGUCCAUCUGGCUACAACGGCCCGAGGUGUCAGCAAACGGCCAGGAGUUUCCGCGGCAACGGUUGGGCAUGGUAUCCCGCUUUGGAGAUGUGCGACAACAGCCAUUUGAGCUUCGAGUUUAUCACGAGAAAGUCGGAUGGAUUGUUACUGUACAACGGUCCGAUCGUCCCUCCCGAAGCCGACGAAAUAAUGGUUUCCGAUUUCAUCUCAGUCGAGUUGGAACGCGGUAUACCGCGGCUGCUGAUCGAUUUUGGAUCGGGUACGCUGGAAUUGAAAGUGAAGCCGAAGAAAACCUUAGAUGACGGCGAGUGGCAUCGACUUGACGUUUUCUGGAAUACGGAGACCGUCAAGCUCAUCAUCGACUACUGCAAAUCCGCGGAGAUAUCCGAGCUGGAGGACGGUACUCCGCCCGAAUUCAACGACACGAGUUGUCAAGCUACGGGCACAGUGCCGCCGUUUAACGAGUACCUGAACGUAAACGCACCAUUACAAAUCGGCGGUCUGUACGUCGAGCAAUUCGAUCCGACGCACUACAAGUGGAAGCACAUGCCGGUAGGCAAGGGCUUCGACGGCUGCAUCAAGAACCUCUUCCACAACAGCAAGCUGUACGACCUCGCGCAUCCGGGUCUGUCGCGGAACAGCGUCGCCGGCUGCACACAGACCGAGGAGAUCUGCAACAACCAGGAGUCGACAUUCCGCUGCUGGGAACACGGCACUUGCGUGGGCAGCUUCACCGAGGCGAGAUGCCAGUGCAAUCCCGGCUGGACCGGUCCCGGAUGCAUGACGCCGACAAUCCCGACCACCUUCAAGCCCCAAAGUUACGUCAAGUACGCGUUGUCCUUCGAGCCGGACAAGUACUCCACUCAGGUGCAACUGAGAUUCCGCACGCGGGAGAUUCACGGCGAACUGUUCAGAGUGAGCGAUCAGCACAACAGGGAAUACGCCAUUCUGGAGAUCAAAGACAGCAGACUGCACUUCAGAUAUAAUCUGAACAGCCUUCGGACGGAAGAGCGCGAUAUCUGGCUUUCGGCAAUAGCUGUCGAUGAUGGACAAUGGCACACGGUCAGAGUGUCGAGAUACGGAUCCGCGGCGACCUUAGAGUUGGAUGGCGGCGAAGGACGAAGAUUCAACGAGACCUUCUCCUUUGAAGGCCAUCAGUGGCUCUUGGUGGACAAGCAGGAAGGUGUCUACGCGGGUGGCAAGGCGGAGUACACUGGCGUUCGCACGUUUGAAGUUUACGCAGAUUAUCAGAAAGGUUGUUUGGACGACAUAAGAUUAGAAGGGAAGCACCUCCCGCUGCCGCCCGCCAUGAACGGAACGCAAUGGGGUCAAGCAACCAUGGCGCGAAAUCUCGAGAGAAACUGCCCCUCGAACAAGCCAUGCGCCAACGUUAUCUGCCAGGAUCCGUUCGAGUGCAUUGAUCUUUGGAACGAGUACGACUGCACCUGCGGAGAGGGGCGGAUUCCGUCGCCGGAUAACAAGGGCUGCAUGGACAAGAACGAGUGCAUCGACUAUCCCUGCCUAAAUGGCGGCAGGUGCAUCAAUCAGGAUCCGCGAUUCCGAUACCGUUGCAUUUGCCCGGACGGUUUCUGGGGUGAGAACUGCGAACUGGUGCAGGAGGGUCAGACGCUGAAACUUAGCAUGGGCGCGUUGGCGGCUAUUCUCGUCUGUCUUUUGAUCAUUCUUGUUCUCGUGCUGGUGUUCGUGGUUUACAACCGAAGGCGGGAGGCGCACAUAAAGUAUCCUGGUCCGGACGAUGACGUGAGAGAGAACAUCAUCAACUACGACGACGAGGGCGGCGGAGAGGACGACAUGACAGCGUUUGACAUCACGCCUCUGCAAAUCCCGAUCGGCGGCCCGAUUCCGGAAAUGGGCGGCAAGCUGCCCCCAUGUAAAGUAGCCUAUCCACUUGGACCGGAGCCGAACGUUGGCAUCUUCAUUGAGGAUCACAAGAAGAGGGCCGACAGCGACCCGAACGCACCGCCCUUCGACGAUUUACGGAAUUAUGCGUAUGAGGGUGGCGGAAGCACCGCAGGUUCUCUCGAAUCAUUAGCCUCUGGCACAGACGACGAGCAGCACGAGUACGAGUACUUAGGCGCCUGGGGACCGAGAUUCGACAAGCUGGCCGACAUGUACGGGCCCACGGAGGAGAGCGAGGAGGAGGAAUAAUCAGCCCCGAGUACAGCCAAGUCUUUGCACCAAGUCGCACCAAUUCGAAUCAUCGCUGGAUCCACAUCAUCCGAAUGAGUGCUCGUGCGACCUGAUGUGAUCCGGUUCACUCAUCGCAUCGCGGAUCCAGGAAUCUAUCACGAACACUCGACGUGGAUCCCGCGGGAGAGGAGGGACGCGUCUUCCUCGCCAGGAUAAUGAUGGAUUCUCAACGAAGAGUGCAGCCUCCUCGUUGUUGUGCGGCUGAUGAAAGUACUAUGAUACGUGAUGUCAUCCGGGGUGCGUGCACGCAGCAGACAGACAGACAGGCAGGCAGACAGGCACACGCAUACACACGCACACACAUGUCCACACGCAUACUCAUUCACACUCGGGAUCGAAGGUGCAAAAUAAACGUUGCAAUAAUGCGAUGGUAUACGUAGAGAUGGUAACGAUAGGCGUAGGAGAGGAGAAAAAGGAAAGGAAAAAUAGAGAGAGAAUCGCAUACCUAUCUGUAUAGUAUGUUAUACGUAAUGCGUAGUGAGAGAGAGGAAGAGAGAGAUCCAGAGGGACACGCGACGAGACUUUUUUUCUACCGGAUUUUCCUCCGGCAGACUUCCCUGUCCCUCCAUCGCAUAUAUAUAUGCACACAUAUAUACGUGUAGAUAUAUAUCGCGUCGUUGUCGUCAGUGUCGAAUCGUAGAGGGAUCGGCGUGUCGUCCCUCGCGCGGAGAGCCGAGAAAGAGGGAGAUAGAGAUAAAGAGAGAUCCUUUAUUUAAUCAUUAUAUUUAUCGUCGCGCGCGAUAAUUAAUGGACGAACGACGCGCGUUAGAUGUGUUGUAACGGCGUUUAAUCAUGGGCAUUUACACACGCGCAUACAUACACACACUCACACGGAACGUACGUACACGUGCAUACAUACAUCCAUGAGAGAAAUCGCGUUGAGACAUCGCGAACGAUUCGAGAGUUCUUCGUUCGUCCGCAGGAGGACCUCGUUUCCUUCGACGAGCGCAUUUCGUUCAUAUCCUGAACGCGGAGGAGUCCUGGAUGCAGCGCGCCCUCGUUCGCGAUGGACGAUCCUACCGUAGAUAGUCUGCCAUAAUAGGAAUUAAAGUUAAGAUGUAUCCUUAGUUGUCACAGCAUCGGUUCAUCGUCGUCAUCGUCAUCGCCAUCCUCACUAGUAAUAGCACAUUAUACUAUUAAAUAUUUAUGAUAUAUAUAUUAUAAAUAUGGAUUUAUAUGGGGGCGCAGAGGGAAAGAGAGAGAGAGAGAGAGAGAGAGAGAGAGAAAGGAAUCGGUAGACAUAGAGUGAUUAACGAGAAAGUCCGAGAAAUGAGGAGAGGAGAGGGAACUCGCGGUGGAGAAGAGAGUGCACGAGUUACCGCGCGCGUAAUGUAAUUAUUACAAUUAUAAUAUAGCGGACGUGAGAAGUCUAACUAUAAAUACAAAUAUAAAUAUAUAUAAAUAUAUAAAUAUAUAUAAAAAUGCAAAUAUAUAUAUAUAUUAUACGUAUACAUAUACGACAGAGAACACGUACGAACAUACAGACAACACGAGAGAAAUGAGAUGCGCAUUCGCUAAACUAUGCUCACCGUUGAUAUAUAUAUAUAUUAUAUAUAUAUAUAUCUCGAUAUAGUUUUAAUAUUUAUUUUACGUCAUCGAAGGAGAGAAGAGGAUUCGGAGCGCAAAGAACGUGACAACGGGUUUGUAUGUGAAGUGCACGUGCACGAGGUACCGAGAAAAGAGAAGAAGAAAAUCCGACAGUUCUAGUCAUUCCGAACGGUUCGGCGGUGCACCGUUACGAAUUUCGUGAUUUGAAAAAAUCAUCUACAAGUUAUCUAAAUUUCAUAAUUAGCAUAUCUAGAGGUGUGAUUUGCAGAAAGAUAAAAAUUCGCUGUAAAGCGUUAAGUCAUUAAUGAUGCCAGUAUAAUGUUUUCACAUCGAGUGUCUUACAAAAAAUUCUUACAUCAGGUGUUUUACCUCAAAUAUGAAUUAAUUGAUCAAUUAAAAAAUAGAGGACACAUGAAAUGUUUCAUCUGAACAAAACUUGGAGAGUCAGUGUUACAAUUAGUUAAUCAUCAAGAAUUCUAGAGAAAAAUUAACGGUUCAAUCAGAAACGAGGCCUCGACGAGCCCUUCGACGUCACUCGUCCUCGUGCACGCACUGAUUAUGGCAACGUCGUCGCGCCCUUUGCGGAAAGAACUCUUUCCACGCGCCGAGCCCCGACUGAACCUCUGUGUAAAAUUCUCAACGGGAAUAUUAAUAGUCAAUUUACCAGUUAGAGGGCGAAAGAGAGAAAGAGAGAGAGAGAAAAAGGGAGAACGAGUGAGAAUGAAUGUAUGUGGCCGAAAAUAGGGAGUUAGAAAUAAUACAUCGUAAGCACUUGUACGAAUAUUGUAAUUAACGUGACAUGUGUAUGAGUGUGCUGGCGCGCGCGCGGCGUCACCCUACGCGUCAUCGCUGUAUAAUUGUCCUACCAAUGAUCGUGUUUGCGUAUGGGUUUCUCAACGAAUUUGUGAUAUUAAGUUGCGUAUAUUUACUGCCCACACGUACAGAUACACAGACACACGCACACAUACACACACGUACAGAUGCACACCUGUAUCCCGCGUGUCAAUCGUUGUUCCUGAAGACUGCGAGCACCGAGCGCGCGACUGAGUUGCCCAACGAGAAAGCGAGAUGCUUUAAGCCACAUCCCUGAAGAAUAUCUAAAAAAGAUAUUUUUCUAGGCGUUUGCACUGUUUGAAUAACGAUGGCUUCUUUUCGUAAUGCACUACGUGCGCGAGAGACAUGUUGAAUCAGAUCGUGCGAAGAUCAUGCUUGUUGAUGGAAUUUUCAAGCGAAACUAUACAUUUUUGCGAACUACAACGAACUGCCGGCGUAACUGUAUCACCGCGUUGCAGACAGCAAUAAUCUUCUAGACUUCGAGCAAUAAGUUGAAUAGCAAUAGGUACGGUUUUGUUUCGAUGUUUUCUAUUUCCAUGGUCAGAUUUCGUGUGGAAGCAUCGCGUGUGACAGAACAGAAAAAUCUCCUCCAGAUCGUUAAGGAAUUUUUUAAUCUUUUUCGAUUAUUCCAUGAGUUUUUGAGAGAUCUUCCGAAGCGUUUUCAUGCUCUAUCGAUAUCGAUCGUACAUUUCGCGCUGAUCAUCCGGGGAGGAACGACAAUCUCUCGGUGCCCGCACGUCCACUCAUCGAAACCCCGCCGUUCAUCUCUAGACGCCCUUAGUUUUUUCCAGACAUUCCCGUCAUCGAGACUCGAUCCCGUCAAGUAGAUUCUAAGCAGAGACAGUAUUCGAAUGAGGAUUAUUGGAGGACGAAAGAGAAUUAUCGUUGAGUAACUGUGUAUCGAGUAGCGCGCGAGCGCGAGUCGCGUGUGUGCAGUGGCAAAGGAAACGGCAGCUUGAUUGAUUGUGCGAGUGAUACACGUCUGCGAGACGCGACCGAUCGUUCGAAUGAGGCUCGAGGAUCCGGGAGAGGACGAUUGAAAAAUCACCACUCUCUUAAUUUAGAUAUGAUUCGAACGUAAUUCAAACGUAGUGCGAAUGGCAAUCAGUUUGAUUAUAAAGGAAACUCUUCGAUCGUCAAACGAUCGGACUUGCCAGCAACUCGACUUGGACGAUUUCAAAUCGACUGAUUGCAAUUGAAUCCGUGGGCGAACUUAAUUGUAAGAUCUGAUUGUAAUUGGAAGAUGAUUAUCUGAAGAUCCGAGAUAGCGGUCGGUCGCGUGUCCGCGCGACGACGAUGCUCGAAGUCUCCUCCGUUAGCUCGACCCGUGCACCUCGAUUGCUCUAUAUGAAAAUUUUGCGAGAAAAUACGCAGAUGCAAUUCGAUGAAUCGAAUCGCGGAAUCUAAAAUUCCGAACGUACGUGAAAGAACGCUGGGAUUGAAGUCGGUACUCCUGCACAGAGGAAAAUACAUGAAAAUCCGCGGGACAUUACUAAAGGUACUUUGAAAAACGCGUGUUCCGAGAAAUCAGCUGAUUCGCUCACAACUUUACGACAUUUUCGAGUGCUUCUGUUAUUUCGAUGCAAUCGCGAUGGAUCCGAAUUUGCGAUGCGGACGUGCGGUUGACGCACGCUGAAAUAAGUUCCAUCACAGGCUCGAAGUCGUCGAAGUUACAUCGCGUUUCAAAUUCUGCGCGAGACUCGAGAAACCCGAUGGGCAAGUGAGAAAAGAGGAUCCGAUUAAGAUUGUCGCUCAAGAAAACCGCUCGACUUCAUUUGCGACCGACUGACUUAAAUCGUACUUACUUUCGACAAGUGAUGUUGAGAAAUCAUUGAAACGCAACAAUUGGCGAAGAUUAAACGCGAUCAAGCGAUGAUCGAUCGAAAAGAGAAACACGCGUGAGGAAGGGUGAUCGGAGCAACGACACGUUCCUUGAGUCCAUUCCAAACAAUUAGUCGCGGUUAAUAUAAUUAGAAAAUUCGGCUCAAGCCUAAAAAGUUAUUUAUUAUCGUUAGAUUUAGUCUGUCCAUGCUUGUCGUAUUCUCGUGUCCGGAAAAUUUUCCCCGGAAAAAUUGGCAUCGCACAUGUACUCAAAUUCGAAACUAUGGCGAAUUAGUUUGAGCGUAAUUCGUAAUAACGGGAACUUUGCCGUCUCUGUGUACUUACGUGAAAUUUUUUACGAUCUCAUUUUGCAUUUUGUAUUUUACCGAGACCGGUGUUGCUUUUCGACACUUCCAGCCGCGAGACGAAACACAACUAUAAAAGAGGAAGAGAUUUAUGCUCACUUUACAUAUCCUCAUGGUUUUUCUGAGCACUGCCUAAUCGUGCACAAAGAUAAUCUUCGUAAACGGGGUACUACAGGGCCGAGCGCGAGCGAACUCGCACGUAAUUAACGUAACCGAAUUUUUCGUUUAGUUUAACGGAGAAUAAGAAAUGAAAGAGAGAUGAGAAAGGACCUGAGAUGAUGGUUAGAGAUAGAAAAUGGCACUUUUCCUCCACAUCGCAUCUUAUAAAGAACAAUAAGGAACACCUCUCGUUUUCAAUAAUAAUCUUUUCGUGUCAAUUCUAAAAUUUCUUUUUCUCAGAAAGUGUUUUUAUUAAAAUCAGAUCAUUGAAUAAAUAAUAAAAUUAUAAUAACCAGAUUUUUAUUUGAAAGAAUAUUACAGUAUAUAGAAAUUUAUUUUUUUCUUUGUCUUUUUCUAUACACGUUGUACGAAAAAAAAAGAGUAGAGUGUAGCGUCAAUUCAUACCCGAAAAAGAUGUAUUUUAUAGUACGAAAAAGUCAAAAAAGGAAGGAAAAAAUUUGUUUUUUAAAAAGUGACACUCUCUACAGUAUUGAAAUACAAGAAACACGAAAUUAUUUUAACAUCCACGAGAGAUGUCCCUUCAUCGCGGAUUAGUGUCCUUUCAAUCAACGUGAGGGUGAAACAUGAUCGUAAACCGAAAGAGAAAAAGAACGGAGAGAGAACUUUAUCCGUCGGUCGACGAAAUAAAAGAAAUCACUGUAAGAUAUACAUAUUAUUACAUAAUGUAACGCUGCCACUGAACACAUCCCGUUAGUACAAUUACCGUAUAUUAUAUAUAAUAAUAAUAAUAAUAUUAAAAUAAUAUCCGCAGUAUACUGGGACACACCGUAUUAUUAAUUGAAUUAAUAUUUAUUAACGAUUAUAAUUAUUACAUUAUUACCACUAUAUAUUAUCUAUACCAUUUGUACUUUACACUUCAGUUCGAACGAAAUAAAUGCCUUCUUUUUCAUAAAACCCUCGAUGACAUGACAACGUUGGAAGGCGGAUGUUU